GAACGCUUUGAUUGUCAAUCGGAAUUGAAUUGAUUUGAAAAUAAAUUGCGGCGGCUCGGCAACAGCUACAAUCAGCCUAAAAGGAGACUAUUAACACACACACACACACAUACAUAUAUACGCAUAUGUGUGUAUAUGUAUAUGCAAACAAAUAGAAAUAAAGACGGUUUAUAUAGGCACUUAAAGCGGUUGUUGCUUUCCUCGACUAAUUUAUAAUUGUUUCUUGUUGUUGUUGCCCGACGAUUGUCUAAGGUAAACGCUCGCAUGGCGAACGACAGCGCAGCCGCCGACGUUGACGUCGGCGCCAAUCUGAAGCCAAAAGUUAAUGGCUUAAUAGGCGGCGGCGAUGCAACUGCAACAACAAUAACAACGACAACAACAACAACUGCAGCAGAGGCAGAGGCAGAGGAACUACUGCAGGACGGACUGAGCUGCACUGAACUAUUUAAAAAUGGUGAAGGUCUCACCUACAAUGAUUUUCUCAUAUUACCGGGCUACAUAGACUUUGCCGCCGAGUCGGUCGAUCUCAGCUCCCCACUGACGAAGGGCAUCACGCUCUGUGCCCCAUUAGUUAGCUCCCCCAUGGACACGGUAACCGAAUCUGAUAUGGCUAUAGCCAUGGCGCUGUGUGGUGGCAUUGGAAUCAUCCAUCACAACUGCACGCCGGAGUACCAAGCGUUGGAGGUGCACAAGGUUAAGAAAUACAAACAUGGCUUUAUGCGCGAUCCGUCGGUGAUGUCGCCGACCAAUACCGUUGGCGAUGUGCUCGAGGCCCGUCGCAAGAAUGGCUUCACCGGCUACCCCGUCACCGAGAACGGCAAGCUGGGCGGCAAGCUGCUGGGCAUGGUCACGUCGCGAGACAUCGACUUCCGUGAACAACAGCCGGACGUACUGCUGGCGGACAUUAUGACCACACAGCUGAUAACCGCACCCAACGGCAUCACCCUGCCGAUGGCGAACGCCAUUCUGGAGAAGAGCAAAAAGGGCAAGCUGCCCAUUGUGAAUCAGGCCGGCGAACUGGUCGCCAUGAUAGCGCGCACCGAUCUGAAGAAGGCUCGAUCGUAUCCGAAUGCCUCCAAGGAUUCCAACAAGCAGCUGCUGGUGGGCGCUGCCAUUGGCACCCGGCCGGAGGACAAGGCCCGGCUGCAUCUGCUCGUCGCGAACGGUGUCGAUGUCAUCGUGCUGGACUCAUCCCAGGGCAAUUCCAUUUACCAAGUCGAGAUGAUCAAGUUCAUCAAGGAGACCUAUCCCGAUCUUCAGGUCAUUGGCGGCAACGGUAAUUACAUUUCCCAC
Drosophila navojoa is the source of this 1293-nucleotide messenger RNA. It is a transcript of the gene ras, whose product is annotated as Inosine-5'-monophosphate dehydrogenase ras. Gene Ontology annotation, biological process: GTP biosynthetic process. The record is from RefSeq and is a predicted model, not a curated record. Gene Ontology annotation, cellular component: cytoplasm. Gene Ontology annotation, molecular function: IMP dehydrogenase activity. Lineage: Eukaryota; Metazoa; Arthropoda; Insecta; Diptera; Drosophilidae.